This is a messenger RNA of Salmo salar (Atlantic salmon), 2541 nucleotides long. The record is from RefSeq and is a predicted model, not a curated record. Lineage: Eukaryota; Metazoa; Chordata; Actinopteri; Salmoniformes; Salmonidae.
CCUUUAAUGAGUAGGUGUGUCCAGACUGGUACUGUAUUUGGAUUGAAUUAAAGAACAAAGUACAAAGAACAAAAUAACUGUCCUUUGUUAUGUCAACAUCAGUGGGGUACAGGUAUUCUGGGGACCCAUUACUUCUUAAUGUGUGUUUCAUAUAUGUGUAUUUUCUCUUCCUGUGUUCUUUUUAAAAUGUGUGUAUUCUCUCCUCCUUACUGUCCCAGCCCUGAGUUAGUUAACCCUGAUGAUUGUACGUCAGUGCACCAGUAGAGGCAUCACCUCUCAGCUGUGUGUCCGUCUCAAAGAGCCCCGGACCCAGGGCAGACAGGAUAUGGCCAGACACAGCUCAGAGCUGGCAGAAUUCAGGGACGUGUUCUCUAAAGCCAAACACGUGGCUAUCUUGACUGGAUCAGGGUUGAGCGCAGAGAGUGGGGUCCCAACCUUCAGAGAAGGAGGCUUCUGGAGGAAAUGGCAAGCCCAGGACCUGGCCACCCCUGGUGCGUUCAGUCAGAACCCGUCCAGGGUAUGGGAGUUCUAACACUACUGAGAGAGGUGAUGCUGAGGAAGAGCCCCAACCCAGCCCAUUUGGCCAUAGCAGAGUGUGAGGCGCGGCUGCAGAGACAGGGACGCCGCGUCACCGUCAUCACACAGAACAUCAACGAGCUGCACUACUGCGCCAGAUCCACCAAUGUCCUGGAGAUACACGGCAGUCUGUUUAAAACCAGCUGUAUGAGCUGUGGUAAUGUUGCGGUCAGCCACAAGAGCCCCAUCUGUGCUGCCCUGGAGGGCAAAGGUGCACCAGAGCCAAACACCAGUGAUGCUCAGAUCACUCCUCAUCACCUACCCAGGUGUGAGCAGGGCGGCUGUAGUGGUCCGCUCAGGCCUGAUGUGGUCUGGUUUGGGGAGACUCUGGACUCUGACAUCCUGACUCGCGUUGAAGAGGAACUAGACCGCUGUGACCUCUGCCUAGUGGUUCCACUUCCACGGCCCCUGUGGGACCACCCUGCCCCCUGCACUGGCACGCCAUGAGACUGAAGCCAACUGAAGAGACAGGAAGUCCCCCCCCAACAACCCUAAAAUUGCCCAAUCUGAGGAGCUGUGUCUCCCCUGGCCUGUCCCAGCCAUAGUGCACUUUACACAGACUAGGCUGUAUAAUGUUGGAUGGGUAUAUGAAUGCAAUGUAACGAAUGCUAAAGUACAGCAAACACACUUGCCUCUAUACAGGUAAUACCGCAACACGGCUAGGGCCUAUAAACUACCACCCUGGAUUGGUGUUUUUGCAUGAUAUAACCUAUAUCUUGUUAAUUUCUCUCCCCCAAAAAGUCUAUGACAUGAAGUCCAAUAUAUCAACCACAAUGUUUCCCUUUGCUUAGGGCUUUUCAUCUAAUACCAAUGCAUUAGACCUGGAUAUUAGAUAGACACAUAGAUCAUGGUUGUAUUGUCAAGACCAGGAAUAACCAAAGUCUGUAUCACAUAAUCUGAUUUACUUUGAACCACAAUAGUUAGCUAGAUAGAGUGCUUCUGAAAUUAAGUCGGUGCGGACACUAGUGGCCAGUGUUUAGCUGUUUGGGGUAGUUUUUCAGUUUGGAAAAGGUGUAAAGCUAAUAUUGGUGAUUUACCGCCACCUGCUGUGCUGGAGUACUGAACUAAAUCUUGUCAUUCAUUUGUUAUGACCACUAGAUGGCGAUAGUAAAGCCAUUUACAAACCAGAGCACCCAAUUUGAAGAAGACAAUGCUCUGUCAUUGGCUGAUUGCUCUCAAGCUAUAGGAAUCCUCACCCAGUUGACUACAUUAAAAUGGUGGAAGCCCUUAAUGGCACUGCCGAUGCUAAAACAAGCUUUUGGGAACAAGAGUCCUCUAUCUAUUUCUAUGGACUCUACAGAGCCAGAGAAAAGCCUUAUUCAUUCCUGUUAGGGUUGGGGAACCUGCUGUAUCUUUUGUAAAAGAGAAUGUGUUCUCUAUAACCUACCUGGUAUUACAUUGAAAACUCUUAUGGUAAGUUUGAGUGGUUCUGAAGCCUGGUCCCUCUCUAGUUCUGACUUCAUGUGAGUGUCCAUUGAUGUGUCUGUUUCAAGAUUCAAGUUUCAAGUUUUAUUAGUCAUAUGUACAGGAUACACAUGGUAUACACCGUCCAAUGAAAUGCUUACUUGCAGGUUCCUUCUCGAUAAUGAAACAACAAUAUGAAAUAAUAUACUAAAAUUAUAUGAACAUAAAGUAAAUGGCUCAGUAGAAUAGAAUCAACAUUUUAGCAAAAGUAUAAUACAGGAAGGCACAAUUUAUAGUCCAAUAUUUACAUGUGUUUUGGGGGUAUUGGGGGGCGAGUGUUUAAGAGCAGUUGCCAUAGAAUUUAAUGUUAAUUUCUGUACCAUAAGCCUCCUCCAAUGUCAUUUUAGAGAAUUUGGCAGUACGCCCAACCAGCCUCACAACGUGUGUGGCGCCGUGUGAGCGAGAAGUUUGCUGAUGUCAAGUUGUGAACAGAGCACCCCAUGGUGGCGGUGGGGUUAUAGUAUGGGCAGCCAUAAGCUAUGGACAACGUACACAAUUGCA